ACUCCUCUUAUUGUUCAUUGAAAGAGUUUGGCGGAACAAAACAGUGACAGUAAACAAGAUACGCCUUUGCAUUCAAGCUUUGAAUGUAAAAAGGGACCAGGAGGAACAAAAAGGAAGUGUCACUUUAAAUGAAAUGCAUUAGUUGGAUGAAAGCAGCCAGACAGAGUCUGCUUACACUUAUAAUGUAGUCCGAGGCUGCUCAGGUCAAAUUUGGUUUCAAUCGGUGAGAUCAAAGAACUCCAGCUGAGCUUUGCUGAAAAGGAAGCAGUUUUUUUUAAUGAUAUAUAUGAUAGGACAGUUGUAAAUGGAAAAAAAAAGUCAAAACAAUUUUUGGAUUUAAAUUAUCAGAAUCUAUGCUAAAUGAAUUUACAAAAUUGAAAGUAGUUAUACAGAUUUGGCCUCAAUCAAAGAGAGCUCCAAAUCCCAUCAAUCAGGACAUCUAAGGAAAAGAUGCAUUCAGGGACAAUCAUGGAGGAGCUUUGAGGCCAGGCUUGUUGAAAUCAAAGGCCUGAGAGCUUAAAUAAUUUUUUGCGGGCUAUCUGUAUCAUUCUGAGAAAAAUAAAUGUGGUCAGUUAAUCUGCGGCUUGGAAAAGGACAACAGCCAAUGCAGCAUGUUCAAGCUGCCCCCCUACUGGGCGGCCCACAAGCCUGUCGAUAUGGUGGUUUGAUGUUGGAUGGAAAAUAAGAACCCCCCACAACAAACACAGAGAGGGCUGGAACAGAGAGACUGGAACAGAGGAAGAGAGGGUAGAAAGGGAAGAACCAUCGACAGAUGGACUCUGUUGUGAUUAAAGAUGGCGGCAGUCUUUACUGCAGACUACGAAGGACUAUACUCGAUCCAUAGAAAAGCGGAGGGAGUAGUCUGCGAUUCAGCACAACAAAACCAAGAAGCACACAGUAAGGUAAAUCAGCAGGAACAAAUGGAUGGCAAAGACAAACUAUUAUGGCGACAUUCUGCUUUGGCCAGGGAUUUCCACUUGAUGGAGACAGGGAUGUUAAGAUUACUACAGACCCAUGUGUUUAAUAACAGCACCAUGGAAUCCUCAAUGAAUGGACGUACUGCUGUAGGACAAGUGAGGAAGACAAUCAGACCCAAGGAGUUUUUUUGCAGUGGCAUAAGUAGAGAUCUGGAUCUGAUAGUUGUGCAGUGUGGGCUCUACGGGGACGUGGUUUAUGGAUGCUGGGACUAUGAGCAUAAGCGACAAAAGGGGCUACAUAGCAGACCUGGGAGGCAGCUUCACUGAGGAUGCUCCCAGACCUCCAGUCCCAGGGGAAGAAGGUGAGCUGGUGUGCAGUGAUGGACGCCAAUGCAGCAACCUUGGCUUCUCCUCAAAGAAUGAGAGCCUCAAAUGCGAGGCGUCCGUGGCUACACCCAGGCGACCCGACUUGGACCUGGGUUACGAGCCGGAGGGCAGUGCCUCUCCGACGCCACCCUACCUAAAGUGGGCAGAAUCUCUUCAUUCCCUCCUGGAUGACCAGGAUGGCAUCCAACUGUUUAGGACGUUCCUCAAGCAGGAGGAGUGCGCAGAUAUGUUGGACUUCUGGUUUGCAUGCAGCGGCUUCCGCAAACUUGAAGCUAACGAGGGUAAUGAGGAGAAGAAGGUUAAGCUGGCAAAAGCUAUCUAUAAGAAAUACAUCUUGGACAACAAUGGAAUUGUUUCCAGGCAGAUCAAACCAGCCACCAAGUCCUUCAUCAAAGACUGUGUGAUGAAACUUCACAUUGAUCCUGCAAUGUUUGACCAGGCUCAGACUGAGAUACAGACUAUGAUGGAGGAAAACACCUACCCUUUAUUCCUUAAGUCUGACAUUUAUUUGGAAUAUACGCGGACAGGAGGAGAAAGCCCCAAGCUGUACAGUGAUCAGAGCUCUGUUUCUGGGAAUGGAAAGGGACUGUCGGGCUAUUUACCGACUCUAAAUGAAGACGAGGAGUGGAGAUGCGACCACGAGUCAGAGGAGCAGCCGGAGUGUGACCCCACGCCGAGCAACCGGCUUACUCAGAAGCUGCUAAUGGAGACGGCACCGCAGCGAGUUGCCAACAGCGCCAGAUUCCAAGACAGUCACGAGUACAGGCACGCUCCAUGUCGGGAGCCCAUCAACCCAUACUAUGUCAACACUGGCUACGCUAUGGCUCCUGCCACCAGCGCCAACGAUAGUGAGCAGCAGAGUAUGUCCAGCGACGCAGACACAAUUUCUCUUACAGACAGUAGUGUAGAUGGGGUGCCACCCUACAGAUACCGCAAACAGCAUCGCCGGGAGAUGCACGAAAGUGCCAAAGCAAAUGGGCGAGUGCCACUACCUCAUAUUCCACGCACAAACCGGAUUCCAAAGGACAUUCAUGUGGAGCCAGAAAGGUUUGCUGCAGAGCUGAUCAGCAGACUGGAGGGCGUACUGAGGGAGAGAGAGGCUCAGGAGAAACUAGAGGAGCGACUGAAGAGGGUUCGAUUGGAAGAGGAUGGUGAUGAAGUCAUCAUGUCUCCAGCCACAUCAUUAGCCAAUCACAGGUUCCCCCCUGGUGCCUAUCCGCAGAACUACAACUCCCGCUAUGCCGACAUUACCUACAGCGGUCCUCUCCUGAGAGACGCUCACGAGGAGAACCCCGAGAGCAUCCUGGAUGACCACGUCCAGCGAGUCAUGAAGACUCCCGGCUGCCAGUCGCCAGGGACGGGCCGCCAUUCCCCCAAGUCGCGCUCGCCAGACAGCUUCCCAGGGGGCAAAGGGAUGGGACUCGGAAUGCCGCUGUCGUCGGGCCAGGGUAAACACCCAUCCCGGCACGGUCUCAAGGGAGAGACCAGCCACCUGUACCACCACAAGCAUGUGCAUCACAUCCACCACGCAGGUAUGGGGAAGUCAAAAGAGCAGAUGGAGGCUGAGGCAGCCAUGCGCGUGCACAGCAGCUUUCCCUGGGGCAUGGAGGCGAGUCAUUACGGAUCAAAGUCUCGCAGUUAUGCAGAUGGCAUGGGAUCCAACCCCAUGGAGCACACAGGGUACAACAGCAAAGGUGGCACACAGUGUAAAAGAGUGCACAAGAAAGGUGAGGACGUGCGGCCUUAUGACAUGCUGGGGCCUGGAGAAGAGAUGGAGAAAAACCAGAAGAUCCUUUUGUGGUUGAUGGAAGGACAGAAAGAAAUGGUUCAACAUAAGAGAAGCCCAUAUGGGAGUACCACUGGAUCCAAGAGAACCACGGGCCAUGAGGGAUCCCGUGUCUGCUCGGUGGAGAGAUCUGGUUCGGUGUACCCGUGCGUCAGCGGCCAACCACGGAACAACGUGCAGCCGUCUCACCCUUUCAUCCAGGACCCCACCAUGCCACCCAACCCAGCCCCCAGCCCCCUUAUCCAGCUGGAGGAGGUUUGCCGGCGGCUUGAAGAGGAGAAGAUUAAGUCUGGAAUUCUACAGCCCAAGCAAAGGUAUGUGAUGGAGGUGAUCCAGAGGGGUCGCACCGCAGUCAGGCCUGCACUGUUCCCUCCACUCAGCGUGGUGCCCGCCGUUUCUGACAGCGAGCUCUCCGAGCCCGAACAUAAAGCCACUAAAAAGCAGCCGUGUGAAAACACUGUUGUGGCGUAUUACUUCUGUGAGGAGCAGAUACCGUACAGGACGUCUGUUAAAGGGAGGGUCGUCACUUUGGGCCAGUUCAAAGAACUGCUAACAAAGAAAGGAAAUUACAGAUAUUACUUCAAGAAGGUUAGCGACGAGUUUGACUGCGGGGUGGUGUUCGAAGAGGUGCGUGAAGAUGAUGCUAUCUUGCCCAUCUUUGAGGAGAAGAUUAUCGGGAAAGUCGAAAAAAUUGACUGAAGUGCACGUUGAAGAGGAAGAAAGCCGAGGAGCCAGCAUGUGGCAGGCAGAGGAGCGAUUGGAUGGUGAAGAGGAAGUGUUUUAGGAUGAAGAACGGAGGAGCAGAGAAGAAAGUGAUACCGUAGAAGAGAAGAAGAGCAAAGCAGUGGUUGUGACUAAUGAGGCUCAGUAGUCACGCCACUGCAGUGACGUUGAACUAGAAGAAAAAAAAAAACCUCGUUCACUUGGAGUGUAAUGUAGAACUGUAAAGUUUACUAGAUAAAUGAAGAACAAAAGUGCUACUAAAGCUACAUAUUUUUGAUAUGAUGUAUCAGAGGGUGUCCUUUCUAAAGUAAUCACACUUGUCAUUUUUAUAUGUAUUGGUACGAAAUGUGUACAGUUUGUGUUAAAAGAUAACAAAAUUUUAUAUCUAUUUAAGUAUUUAAAAUGCUCAUUUUCAAUCCUAUUGAAGCAGGAGUGUCGCCCCUGUUGAAGACGAUCAAAAUCCUUUAUAGGGCUGAUUUAUUUGUUUGUUUGUUUUCUCAUUAAUUGUAAGAGCCCUCUGGACUCUAUAUGUUUAUGCUCUUCUAAGUGCUUUUAAUACUUCACUUACCAGUACUAUUUUGGGGCAUUCAGUCAUUGUAUUAUAUACCACUGACUAUGUCUCGGUGUAGGCUGCAGUAUGGUUUUCUAAAGCGCCAAACACAGAGUGACCAGAAAAAUAGACACCCCACUGCAGACUAAUGUAAUUCAGUAUAAUAGCAAAGUGUAACUUUGUGUUGCUGUUGUAAUGGAUUCGACAUAUAAGUAACACAUUAUAGCCUAAUCUAACACAUCACCAGAAACUCAGCUUUAACAAAUUAGCAUCAGUUCCUCUGUGAUACAGUUUCACAAAGUUAUUAUUUAUUGCAAUGCUGUUUUAUUGGGUUGCAUUACUGCAGAUUGCACAGGUUAUUUUAUUUUUCUGGUGAUUUGGUAUGUACUGCAUGUAGAUGUGGCUGAUGGCUGUGUUUAUGUACAGUCAUUCACUGCAUUGUUUUUACCCAACCCAGCUAAAGUAUACAGAAAAUUGCCUUGGAAUAACAACAGUAGAUGCAAUUGUACUAUAAAGAAAGAUAUGAUUGGAAAUCACAAGGUGAAUCUAUGCAAGUUGGUUUAUAAUUACGUUGCCCUCAUCUAAAAUCUACAUUGGAUUAUUUAAUAAGUAACAUUAGAAAAAUGUUCAGAAUAAUUUGAGGCCACACAUACAGUUGUAUGCACAUGUUUGGGCAAAUCGCAUAUUAUGUUGGUUUUUAACAAACAUUAAUGCACUUACUUUUUGUUCAUGUACUUCAAAAAUAGACAAAAAAUGAAACAGUAAAUAGUCAGACUUUCAUUAACUCAGCAGGACUUGUAAGACAGGCCAGCUGAUGACAUUUCCCAAGCUUUUAGAUUCUCUGACUCUCCAAACCUUUUGGAAACACUCAACAACAAUGGGCUCCUGACAACCAAGAUAUCUGAAUGACGAUUGAAUUGAUGCUAACAAAGCAGUGGAGGCUAUAAAAAGAUAUCAGUGCACUUCCAGCUUGAAAUUUCCACUGUCUGAAAUGUCACUAUGAACUGACAAGUCAAGACAAGAUCUGGAAAACCAAGACAGCUUAAAAAUAUCUAUGAAGUUCAAGUGAUCUGCAGGAGGAGAGGGUGAAUUCGCUCCUAAAUCAAGAAUAGAGAGACUUUGGAAAAUAAUAAUUCUACUUGUUAUUAAAUUUUAUUUUAAUUAUUUCCAGUUUAACACUAAAUGACUUAAAAGUAAAUUUGACAUUAUCCAACAUUAGAGGUUCGUGUUAGACCUGCUCACUGAAGGUUAUGCCUGUCAGCGAGGUACUUGGACUCGUUCGUCCGAGGCCACAUCACAGCAUUUGAAUGAGAAGGCCAGUGAAUGUCACCAGAAUAACUAUCAAAUGUUGAUAUGUUUGUGCUUUUAAGAUCAUACAAAGCCAUAUUUAAACACACUGUAAGUGCUCUCCCAUUGUACAGCCUGUAUAGAAGAGAGUUCGACCUAUUUACGUUUCUCUGAAGUUCUGCAAUCACAGAUUUAAAUCCACAGGAGCUGAUGAGAACCAACAGACACUGACAUGUUUGCAGUUAUGUUUCCAUCAAAUGUUUUUUUUUUCCCAGCUUCAAGGUCUGUACAUUAAUUUCCGCUAUCCCCAAGACUUACCAUCCUAAACUUUUAAUCACUGCUUAGUUGAUGGAUCAGUUAAGAAAGGGCUGCUUUAAGAACUGAUUUCUAAUCUGUAGCCUUCUCUAGCUUAUCACAGCUACAUCUUGUGCCUGGCAGGAAUGAAUUGUUUAGUGCAAAUGAUCUACUUUUGAUAGAUCACGUUACACCAAAGAGAACAAAAGUAGAUGGUAGGUACAGUUUUGAAUUAUCCUUUCACACUUAUAUUCCCCUUCAUUUUGUGGCAGUACUUAUUACACAGCAUCCUUGUUAGGAUUUUUUAUGGGCUGUUUUAUGUUUGUUUUUUUGCAGUGGAUAAAGUGCAGUUUUCCGAUGCAUCUCGAUAUAAACAUUCAGAUGAAACACUUCAUGAAGCUUGCAGCACUUUUAGAUUUUGUUGUUAUUGCAAUACUGAAAAAAAUGUCACAGCCAAUUUAAAUUCGCUGUCUCCUCUAUUUGGCAAUGUAAAUGAGGCUUUUGCACUUGAAUAGCACACUAAAUGAAACUGAAAGCAAUGACUCAGAGUCGCUGGGGAAGCUACAUGACAUUUAGAUUCAAGGCUACUAUUUUUUUUUUUUUCCUUCUCUGUACCUCAUCAUUGUGCCGGCAGGCAGAAAGAUGAGUGGACCUUCAAUCCAGAGUGCUGUAUCGUAUGUGUUGCAUAGAAACCCAGCAGAGGGCAUAUCUUUUUUUGUUUAUCUGUUUGUUUGUUUUUAGAUGUGUUUUUCAAUGCUGCCUUUUUUUAGACUCCUAAUUUAAAUCAGUUUAAUAUAUUUAGUACAUUUGUCUCCAGUGGUCGUUUGUUUGCUGAAUUACACAUGAUCAAGUUAAAUACUUUGUGUUAUCUUGAUUUUCAUUGUUUAUUUCUUUUGAAAUAUAGAGUGUCAAAUCUGUUAUGAUUCUUACUGUGAAAGCCCCAAAAGCGAACUUCCCUUAUUUAAGAUCAAUGAAAUGUAUAUAAACAUCAGAGUGCCUUUAUUACUAUGCUAAUGAUGUCUGCAGUUUGACUUUCAGACAGAUGUGAGGGCGUAAAUGCCAGGGACUAGCUUUAUAUUUUUUUUGUUUAGAUGUUAUUGUUUUUUUAUUAUUAUUUUGCAAAGUUGUUCCUGUUCAAUGAUUGUCAUUAUUCCACCUUUUCUAUGUAAAUAUGUACAACUUCAAUUGUCAUCAACCAGCAGCCCAGUAAGCACGGUCAGUACCCUAGACCUGUUUCUGUUCACUAACUAGCAUGGUUACCGUUUAAAGGUACCUGGACAAUAAAUACAUGCAAUAAACCA
Molecule: messenger RNA, 7245 nt
Organism: Lates calcarifer (barramundi perch)
Lineage: Eukaryota; Metazoa; Chordata; Actinopteri; Centropomidae
Gene: axin1
Product: axin 1
Exons: 12
Coding region: 1174-3789 (871 amino acids)
Biological process (GO): negative regulation of canonical Wnt signaling pathway
Source: RefSeq, a predicted model, not a curated record